Molecule: messenger RNA, 1205 nt
Organism: Olea europaea var. sylvestris
Lineage: Eukaryota; Viridiplantae; Streptophyta; Magnoliopsida; Lamiales; Oleaceae
Product: thioredoxin H-type-like
Exons: 4
Coding region: 673-1080 (135 amino acids)
Source: RefSeq, a predicted model, not a curated record
UUGAGUUUUGAUUAUUUUAGAAUGCAACUAAUUUGUAGCAGGGUUGUUGCCUAAGAAGCCUAUUUGUGUCUCAAUUCUAUUUGAUUGCAGACAAGUUGUAGAAGGGUUGUCACUUUGACUACAAGGUGUAUUCGAGUCUUGAUCUUUAGAUUGAAAACAAGUUGUGGCAUCAGGGCACAUGUUCGAUGAAUUGCAGCAACUAAAAGUGUGAAGUUUGUCAUUUGUCACUGUGAACUAUGAAGAUCUCCAUAACCCGCACACAAAGAAAUGCAGGAGAAGUGAUCUCUCAAAAUUAUGAUGGUGCACACAAAUCUACCAAUGAAGCAUGAAACCGAAAUAGAUUUCUCUAGAGUAGAUUCCUUCCUUGAAGUAGUAAAUGAGACUUAAUGCAGUUUGCUGCAAACAUUGUAAACCAACAUUAAUGUGCAUUUGCGUUAAUUGACAAUUAGGUGGAAGAAAAGUUAACAAGAUUAGACUUCCGGUUUGUUGACCGGUUUGUUGGCUUGAGGGGUUACUGUAAGGAAUAGAUUUAUUGAGCUUAAAAGCUUCAUGUGUUUAGUUGAUUCUGCAGAUAAAAUGUUAUCAAGUCUAUUUCAUAUCUACUAAGCUGGUGCAUUUAUACUUUCAGCUUGCAGCUGUAGUCCUUUCCCACUGUUCAGCUGUACAUAGGCGAUGGGACAGUGCUGGAUUAAGGUUUGCACACAAAACGAUAAUGUAAAGAGUAUUACAGCAGAGCUUGGAGGUGAAAAUGUUCAUCUUAUAACUACUAUGGAGAAGUGGGAAGAAAAGAAUUCGGAAGCAAGGAAGGAAGGCAAGAUAGUGGCAGUUAAUUUCAGUACAUCUUGGAGCAAUCCUUGUAGAGAAAUAGCACCAUCUUACUCUGAGCUUGCCGAUAAAUAUCCUUCAAUUUUAUUUCUAACAGUGGACGUUGAUAAAUUAGCAGAAUUGACUACCAAAUGGGACAUCAAAGCCACUCCAUCCUUCUUUUUCCUAAGAGACGGACGACAACUGGACAAACUUGUAGGUUCCAACAAGGAAGAACUUCAAAGGAAGAUGAUGGCCAUUGCCGAGUCAAAUUGAAGGUCCCUUCAUUGAAUCUUCCUGUUUUGGUUACUCUAUGUGAACAUUUAUAAAUUGUUUGGUUAAGUGGAUUUGAUAAUCUUAGGCAGAAUUAAAUAAGAAAAAAAAGUUAGAAAUAUUGUUCA